Messenger RNA from Bubalus bubalis (water buffalo), 996 nucleotides. Its product is annotated as translation initiation factor IF-2-like. The coding region runs from base 1 to 996 and encodes 331 amino acids. NCBI's taxonomy places the organism in Eukaryota, Metazoa, Chordata, Mammalia, Artiodactyla, Bovidae. The transcript is spliced from 3 exons. The record is from RefSeq and is a predicted model, not a curated record.
AUGGGUCCCACCUCCGACCGAGGUGGCGUCGCGUCCGGCUCUCUCCCGAGGCUCUACUGCGCCCUCUUCAGAAGCCGGGUCUGGAAGGCUGGAAUGCUCAAGGGGCCUGCCCCAGCCAGGGACCUUGAUCCUUGGCCCAGAGAAGCCCGGCCCGAGCCCUACCCUGCCGGUCUGCAUGCCCGCCGAGGGCACGUCUGCACGGAAAGCGAGGGGAGCAGCACCCCGCCCCAAGGGCGCUGGCCCGACUGGGCGCAAAACCCAGCCCUUCCAGCGGGCACCCAGGCCGGCCCGGGCCGGCUCGUCCCAGCUGGAUGUCACCUGAGCCGGGUCCCUCCAGGUGCCAGCUCUCACAUCGGCCCCCUCCUGGGCACUGCUCCCUUACCCGGGAGCCCCCUGCGACCUCCCGCGCGCCCCUUCACCCCGGCGCUGCCUCCUCCUGCACACUGCCUGUUUCCUGGGCACUGGCCUCUCCUGACACUCUCCCUGACGCUGCUCAUACACCAACGGCUCGGCAGCCCACCGCCCCAGGCCCUACCGAGCCCCGGCCUGUCCAGCCCCUCCCGACCCGGCGCGCAGAGCCGCAGCCGUGGUCCGGCCCCUCCACGUGCCAGCGGACCCGCCCCCGCCCUGGCCCGGGACGCCCCUCUCGGCCACCGGCCUCCACCGAGUGGGGUCGCGGGCUCGCGCGUUGCCCGCGCCCCCUGCCGCCUCUCCAGAGCCCGGGAGGCGGCCCCUACGCGGACCCCGGCCAGGCAAGGCCCGCUCCCUCGGAGGGGCCGGCGGGCGGAGCAGCGCGGAGGGCACCGCCCUCGGCCCGCCCGCCUAGGAGGGGACGCGAGCGGGAGGCUGUGCCAGCGGCGCCCGCCCGGGGCCCGCCGCACUCUGCACUCGGCCGCCCGGGCUGCGGGGACGGGACAGCUGUGGGCGCGGGCUCCGCGGGCCGGGAAUCGAGCCGGGCCAGAGCCCGAGCCGCGGCGGGAGGCCAGAGGGCUGUGA